Molecule: messenger RNA, 4820 nt
Organism: Hermetia illucens (black soldier fly)
Lineage: Eukaryota; Metazoa; Arthropoda; Insecta; Diptera; Stratiomyidae
Gene: Nox
Product: NADPH oxidase 5
Exons: 17
Coding region: 593-4549 (1318 amino acids)
Biological process (GO): defense response; superoxide anion generation
Cellular component (GO): plasma membrane; NADPH oxidase complex
Molecular function (GO): calcium ion binding; superoxide-generating NAD(P)H oxidase activity
Source: RefSeq, a predicted model, not a curated record
CCAAUGGAUCGAUGUUCGAUCGGCCGGCCACCUCCAUAAUUUCCACUCGGUGCAGAUAAUGCCGCAGAAAUAAGAUAGUCGGUGUCCGUUCGACUCGGCGUGGGUCUCAAGGUGAUUCGCCGGGAUCCCCGAGCCGCGCGGCGACGUAGACCGCACGUAGCUCUUCUCCCAAGAUGUCCCGACCCCAGACAAAUGUCUUUUCGUUGUUCACCUGCCAUCUCACCUGAAACAGCGUGAAUCGCACUACAGUUCUACGCUCGCUUUCAGUUUGAAUUUUUGCUCCAUCGCGCCCAGUAUCUUCUUUCGCGUGUCUGGCUAGCGACGAUCGAUUUCGCGGCUUCGCACCUACAGCAAAAGAUCCGUCGCGCUGCGAUUAGCGCGAGUUGAAUGAGUGAUUUUUCUAUGAGAAGGAUCGUGUUGCAUGCGAUUUUUGUGAUUCGAGUGGAAAUUGUUUGAGUGGAAUUGGUGGUGCGCUGAUCAAAUACGCUCCGACUUCUCAAACUGAUCUCCCAUAAAUAAUGCCGUUAGCAUUACCAAUACGAUGAACUAACAAUUUUGAAAUCAAACCGGUAAAAUCAAUAAGUGCAAUAAAAUGGAUACACCUCAGCAAGAUCCUCACCAAAGUGCUUCAGCAAAAUCAAUUAUAUCGUCAGGAGCUCCAACUCCACCCGAACGUCCUCCAACAAAACGAGUAUCAUUUUCCGACGAGCCGCUAACCAAUCCUCCGGAAUAUACAUCGCAACAUUCACGGACUGACCUCGAAAUAGUGUAUGACCAUGCACCAAAUCCAUCCUUUUGUCCUGCAAUGGAACAUGUCCACCAACAAACCUCCAAUUAUUUGGAAAGCUUACAUCGUUUUGAAGAUCACGCCCCUACAACCGAUGAACUGGACAAUCAACAGUUAACAUCCUCCACCCACCAGGAUGAGCUUCUAGAACAAGACGUGGAAUAUCCGGAUUAUAGUCAACGGAAAGAGUUCAGCUGGCCUGAAGUGACGGCAAAAACGGGAGACAAACCCGAGUCUGAGAGUUCUGUUAUGCUUGAUAUAGAACCUGGAUCAGUUGCUCAAAUUGAACCUCUCAGUGAUAGUAAGGAAAUCUCGUCAGCUGUAGUUGAUGAAAACACUGAAGAAGCGAAUCGUCUUUGCAACCAAAAAGUCAAGGACCAAAACUGCAGUUUGAUGGAAUUGGAGGUCAAGCGCGAAAAAUUGCGUUGGAUGCUGAUCUCAGAGUGCAGCGUGUUUUUAGGGGAAGGAAAACAUACCCGCGAAGGACUCAGCAAAAUGUUCGCUCAACCGGAAUUCCUUCAAAACUUCUUUCGUCUUUUCGACUUAGACGGCGAGGGCUAUUUGGCACACGAUAAAUGGGUAGAACACAUCAAGGGUCGUCUAACGGAAGACAAGCAGAUCGACUUUGCCGAACAGCUCGAGUCUGUGGCUUAUGUGAUCUGUGGGGACGAAAAAAUUACGUACAAGGAAUUCUGUGAAAUAUGGAAUGCACCCGGGAUACUAGAUCAGCUCUAUCGCCUCAUAGACGUGGAUGCGGCAAAUCAGAUAUCUACGAGUCAGAUAACGGAGUUCAUUGCACACUUAACGAAUUCGAGACCACGGACCGGUUUCGAUAAAUGUUCUCUGGAACAUUUAGAGAUGAUCUUCCGGCGCACUGUUGGCAACGAAAAGGAAAUCCGACGAGAAGAAUUCAAGAAAAUUGUUACAUCAAAAAACCCAUUCUUCACGGAACGCGUGUUUCAAAUAUUCGAUAAAGACAACUCGGGCACCAUUUCGCUGCAGGAAUUCAUCGAUGCUGUGCAUCAAUUUGCCGGACAGUCGACCGAAGAUAAGAUAAAAUUCUUGUUCAAAGUUUACGAUAUCGAUGGCGACGGUCUUAUCCAGCAUCUUGAACUGCAGCAUGUUAUCCGGGCAUGUAUGGAGGAAAAUGGGAUGCAAUUCUCGGAGGAGCAGGUGGACGAUCUAACAAUGGCACUUUUUGAAGACGCUGAUCCAUUCCAUCGGGGCGCCAUUACAUACGAAGCGCUAAAAGGCCAGCUUGAGAAACAUGACGGGUUACUGGAAAAUCUAAGCAUCAGCAUAGAUCGAUGGUUGGUCCCAGUUAUCCAAGAGCCUCGAAAACAAACCUCUUUACUGCCUCAUCAACUCACAGUAGCUUAUAUCAAGAACAACUACGUUUAUUUAUUCUACUUGGCUGCCUACUUCAUUGUCAAUAUUGGUUUAUUUAUUUCUAGAGCAGUGCAAUAUCGAGAAAGUAAUGGAUUUAUUAUUUUGGCGCGAGCUUGUGGUCAAUGUCUUAACUUCAAUUGUGCUUGGAUCUUGGUGAUGAUGUUACGACAGUGUAUAACUUUCCUGCGGACACGAGGAUUUAGUGCAAUUCUCCCACUGGACCACCAUAUCUAUCUUCAUAAACUUACAGGAGUUAUGAUUGCAAUCUACAGUUUCGUCCAUACUUUAAUGCAUCUCCUGAACUUCAGUAUUGUGGUUGUCAACGACCCAGUGAUAAAUGCACGGAACUUCACCUUAGCUGAAUGGUUCUUCACAGCUCGUCCUGGUCUCUUUGGAUUAAUUGGGGGAGUGGCAAAUCCAACUGGUUUCGCCCUCUUUGUUAUCCUCCUGAUCAUGUUUAUCUGUUCGCAACCAUUUGUUCGUCGUAAAGGAAGCUUCGAGGUAUUCUACUGGACCCACUUGCUGUAUAUUCCGUUCUGGAUUUUGGUAAUCUUCCAUGGGCCCAACUUUUGGAAAUGGUUUAUUGGCCCAGGUGUAAUUUACCUGAUUGAAAGAGUCUUCCGGUUCGUUUGGAUGAAGUCAGAGUAUGGAAAAACUUACAUAAGCUCUGGUCUCCUACUUCCAUCUCGGGUUACACACUUAGUGAUAAAGCGACCAUCUCACUUUUACUUCCGGCCGGGUGAUUAUGUUUUUGUUAACAUUCCUGUUAUCGCGACUUACGAAUGGCAUCCAUUUACAAUCAGUAGUGCUCCCGAACAGGAAGACUAUAUGUGGUUACACAUUCGAGGUGUUGGUGAAUGGACCAAUAGUUUGUAUGCUUACUUUGAGAGAGAGCAAGAGCGACUGCACAACGGUGAAGUGCCACCACAUCGUCGCUCCAUACAAUCUCCUGAUUUACUCUCAUCAAAAAGCACCACACCACAAACUGAUUUCUUAGCAAAGAACCUCUCCAGAAUGCAUAAUAAUCAAAGCUUUGACUCAGGCCUUACACCUAAAUCAAAUGAUAAUGAAAACCCAACAAAUGGCGAUCGUAACUCAGUCACUCCUCAAAGACCACCUCGGUUUAAUCCAGGCACAUCCAGACUUGCCAUUGACAGCUAUCCAGCGGAGACAGCGAAAUACGAGAGACAAAACUCAGAAAGUAGGCCAACUAUUAAGAACAUUAAAGCUUCCUUGCAAAGGACAUUUUCCCGAAAAGAAAAUCGUGAGAAGACUGGUGUGACCAAUGAAGGUUUCAUACCAGACGCAAGCGAUCCAAACUCCAGGACAAAGAUGCUUCUUGCAAAGGUACCACUUGAAAAGAGUUUAUCUGUACCAGAUAUGGAGAAUAGGAUGAAAAAACGUGAAAGAUUGAUGGCGCUGCGAGAAUAUACCAGAUCCGAAUCCGAACGUGCUUUUGAUGAAACCAACAUGCAAAAAGCUCAGAUGCGUGCACUUGGACUGGCCUAUCUUAGCCCUCAGAACAAAUCUUUGGCCCAAAGUUUCAGAUACAUGAGAAAUAAGCCAACCAUUAUUGCUUUCAAAACACCAAGUCUAGAGAAUUGUGAACCAAGAGAGUCAUCGCAGUCAAUGAUUGUGUCUCCCGGCAUGUAUACCCAAAAGGAAGCAGAGGAAGGCAAAAUUAUAGGCAAAGCGAAAGAUUCAUCAGCUUCAGGGGCAACACCUCGUCCAGUUAAUUAUCCUGUUGGAAAACCACUUGAGAUUUACAUAGACGGACCCUAUGGGGCUCCAUCAAGCCACAUAUUUGGAGCCCAACAUGCAGUCCUCAUCGCAACCGGUAUUGGAGUGACACCUUUUGCAUCGAUCCUCCAAUCAAUCAUGCACCGUUACUGGAAAGCACGACACUCAUGUCCUCGAUGUAAUUUCGAAUGGGCCAGCGAAAUUCCUAAAUCAAUCAUGAACCUCAGAAAAGUUGAUUUCUUCUGGAUCAACCGUGAUCAGCGAUCAUUUGAAUGGUUCGUUAACUUAUUAUCUCAAUUGGAAAUCGAACAAGCGGAACUUGGUGGAGCUCUAGAAAGAUUUUUGGAUAUGCACAUGUAUAUUACUAGUGCUCUCCAAAAGACGGACAUGAAGGCUGUAGGAUUGCAGUUGGCGUUGGAUCUGUUACACGAAAAAGAAAAACGGGACCUUAUCACGGGUUUAAAAACACGAACAACUGCCGGUCGACCGAACUGGGAUAAAGUUUUCAAACAGAUCACGGCUCAGAAAAAAGGGAAAGUUACCGUAUUUUACUGCGGCCCACCCGAGCUUGGAAAGACGCUCAGAUACAAAUGUGACCAAUACGGAUUUGCAUUCAGAAAGGAGAACUUCUAGCCAGAUAGAGCCCAUUUCAUGCUUUUCACAUACGAGUACCUCUACCUUACCAAUAUUGUCAAUAUUUUUUUCUGUUUCUUUAAAGUCUCAGUGAUAAUUGUUGAAAUAUGUUUGUUAUUUGCCGUUUUUAUAGGGUCUCCUGGGAUUUUGGUCAUCUUGAUUUGGUUUGAAAUACAAAUUCUAAUAUUUAUAAUUCAUUUGAGUGACAAUAUCCAAUCAACUAUUUUUGAUGUUAUUACGAUUGAUUUAUGAACAAGAUGUUUUUCAUUAG